AUGCCAGCUAGAGUCCCUUGCAGCUGCUGUAAUCAACAGUGUGAGCCUCAUCAAAUUGUUACGUGCUGUGUUUGUAAGCAGAAAUACAAGCAUUCCUGUGUGGAAAUCAGCGCAAAUGAGGUUCGUACUUUAAAUUCGAGCAAGGAGUACGAUUGGACUUGUAAGGACUGCAGAUCCAUAGGUAAAGACAUUAAUGACUUGAAGGCAUUAAUCAUCGAUUUGCAUAAUCAAAUAAAGGAUUUGAAAACUGAUAACACCAAAAAUGCAGAUUCAAGUUUUUCCAUGGAAGACAUCAUAUCUGAGAUUUCAGAGCGUGAAAGACGUAGAAACAACGUAAUAGUCUUUAAUGUCACUGAGCCUGAUCAAAAGCCAGAAGUGAGCAAAAUGAAUCUGAUAAAACAGUUGUCGUCAACUUGUUACGUGAAGCUGUCCCUGACGUGA
This is a messenger RNA of Acanthoscelides obtectus, 441 nucleotides long. The record is from the annotation of a GenBank genome assembly. NCBI's taxonomy places the organism in Eukaryota, Metazoa, Arthropoda, Insecta, Coleoptera, Chrysomelidae.